CCUCCCUCCAUGUGUCUGUGCCGUAGGACUGGCUCCCUCUACUUCCGGGUCCCGUCAUUUUCAUUCUCCCGCCGAUCAGCUCAACAAACUGAGUCUCUUGUAUAAGGCAGCAGCAGCCAACCUGCCAGCAGUCAGUCAUCUGCCAGAGACAGGCUGCAAAUUCCCCACCUCAUCCACCCAACUCAGCUCCACAUUCUCUGCACUCGGAAGCACUUUGCUUUGGCUUUCAUUACAUUUGUAACUAGUUUUAUUUUUAUAUUUAUUUGGGGUUUUUUAUUUUUUUAAUUGGUUUCUCUUCAUCAUUUGGAUCUAGAAUUUUUUCACGUGUCACUGGGAAAAAAAAUAAAAGAGACAGAGAUCUGUAGGGAGCUGUCAAGAGGAGUUACAGGAAAGAUAGGAGCAGCAGGGGAGACGCGUAAGGAGAGAGAGAGGGGUUGGAAGAUUUGCUGCUCAAUCGUAUCUUCAUCAAUAUCACCAUCAUCUUCCUCCUCCUCUCCUGCCACCAUCCCUCAUUCAACGCGCUGACAUGCUCUGCCUCUGAUUGACAUCUGAAGUGGCGGAGAGCCAUGACAGUCCCCACUCUGGGUACGUGUGGCUCUCUCCAGGGCCGCCACUGACCCCCAACUUGGGAUUUUGGACACUUUAUUUCCUCUGAUCAUUUUGUUAAAAACAACCCAAAAACAAAAAGGAAGAAAAAAAAAAAAACUAAACACAAACAAGGACAACAAGAAGGAGCCCUCACCCCACCCCCGCGCCUUGGCUUCUGAAUUAACAUGAUUAUUUGAUUGCAUUUUCUCUUCUUGGAGCCGGCUAAGGAAUCUUUGUUGGAUUGCAGCAGGAACAAGAAAUAUUUGAGUUUUUCCCCCCUAGCCCCCCAUUCCCGGGACUCGAGAGGCUCCAUUCUGGGAGCAGGGGACGAGGAGAUACCCUAGGGCUGCCGGACAGCUGUUUAUUGAUGGCGCAAAGGUACGAUGAGUUACCGCACUAUGGCAUGGACGGAGUGGGGGUGCCAACAUCAAUGUACGGCGACCCCCAUGCCCCUCGCCCUAUCCCACCGGUACACCACUUAAACCACGGACCCCCCCUCCAUGCCAGCCAGCACUAUGGAACACAUGCCCCUCACCCCAAUGUUAUGCCCACAAGCAUGGGAUCUGCUGUGAACGAUGCCCUAAAGCGGGACAAAGAUGCCAUUUACGGACACCCCCUUUUCCCUCUGCUAGCUCUGGUUUUUGAGAAAUGUGAACUGGCAACGUGUACCCCGCGGGAGCCGGGAGUCGCGGGAGGGGAUGUGUGCUCGUCGGACUCCUUUAAUGAAGAUAUCGCUGUGUUCGCCAAGCAGGUCAGAGCAGAGAAACCACUCUUUUCUUCAAACCCGGAGUUGGAUAAUUUGAUGAUACAGGCGAUCCAGGUCUUGCGGUUUCACCUCUUGGAAUUAGAAAAGGUCCAUGAACUCUGUGAUAAUUUUUGCCAUCGAUACAUCAGCUGUUUGAAAGGAAAAAUGCCCAUAGAUCUAGUGAUUGAUGAAAGGGACGGCAGCUCCAAAUCUGACCACGAAGAACUCUCUGGGUCCUCCACAAACCUUGCUGACCAUAAUCCUGCCUCGUGGCGAGAUCAUGAUGAUGCUGUUUCCACGCAUUCUGCAGGUACCCCGGGACCUUCAAGUGGUGGUCAUGCUUCACAAAGUGGAGACAACAGUAGUGAACAAGGUGAUGUGUUGGAUAACAGUGUGGCUUCUCCUGGCACAGGGGAUGACGAUGACCCAGACAAGGACAAAAAGAGGCAAAAGAAACGGGGCAUUUUCCCAAAAGUAGCAACAAACAUUAUGAGGGCGUGGCUUUUCCAGCAUCUCACGCAUCCAUACCCCUCAGAAGAACAGAAGAAGCAGUUAGCACAGGAUACGGGACUGACUAUUUUGCAAGUUAACAACUGGUUUAUCAAUGCCAGGAGGCGAAUAGUACAACCUAUGAUUGACCAGUCAAAUCGAGCAGGUUUUCUUCUUGAUCCUUCAGUGAGCCAAGGAGCAGCGUAUAGUCCAGAAGGCCAGCCAAUGGGAAGCUUUGUUUUGGACGGGCAGCAACACAUGGGAAUCAGGCCAGCAGGCCCUAUGAGUGGAAUGGGCAUGAACAUGGGAAUGGACGGGCAGUGGCACUAUAUGUAACACUUUUGCGGCGCAAUCAAGGGGAAGUCUACAGGGCAUGCCAGGGGACUGUCUUUCUCAGGGUGGUCCUAUGGGUAUCUGCUUGGUACAACCAGCUCACAUAUCUCCCCAGUUGGCAUCAGCCUCUUCCUCCAGACAUGGACCACCAGUGCCCUCCAUCUGCCAAGUCACCCUGUCAACAGCCAUUUGUAUACAGAGAGGAUCUGCUCUCCCAUGGAUGGCCAUGUCAGCACAAGCACCCAAUCCUUCUGGCCCCAGCCCUUGGCAUCAUAUUCUGGACAAGGAAACCCACCGGUAAAAAGGAACUUCGAGGGAAUAAAAUGUUAUUUAUGACUUUUUGAACUUUGACCAGUUUUACAAGUAAAUUAAAUUCCAGACAGCUGUGAUUUUUUUAAAAGGAAAAAAAAAAGUCAUUUUUUUCAAACUCAACAAAGGACCAAUGAACCAAGAACACAAAUGUGAAGUGGUGGGUUCCCUUACAAAGCCCAUUGCAACCAGACCCCCAAGUCCCCUCUGGAAAGCAGAAAGACUCAGAGAUAUAAUAACUACUGUAGGAUAAAUCAUAGGAACUAAGUUAACUUGUACAUUUCUGUUGAUUGAAAUAGUUUUAGAAGAAACAAAAAGAUAUCCUUGUUUUUUCCACACUAUGUGUGUUGUUUCCAAAAGAAUGACUGUCUUCGCUCAGCCGAACCCCCCUUCCUCAUGGAAACUUACUGACUAUUUCCACCUGUGACCAGUGCAGGGGAGAGAGAGCCUCCAGCUUGAGACUUGGGGCCCUUGUCUGCAACCCCCGGUCGGUCAGCACUACAGGACAUGCCACUGGGACAGUUGCACCGUCACUCGGACACUAAAGAGACACUGCCUCUCCCUGAUGUGGGCAUCCCCUCGUAUGGAAGGGGGCAUCCUGCAAUCUGGUCUUUGCACCAAAUGACAGACUGAACUUUAUUGUAAACUCAAAGAUUGGAGUAUGGAAGCGAGUGUGUGAGCAAUGCGUGUGUGUGCGACUGCGAGCGUGUGAGAGCGACUGCCGGGGAGAAAGCGUGACAGACAGAGAAUACUGUAACAAGAUUCGUUCAGAGUUCGUUCUAUUAAUGUUUCAUGUUAGAUAUUCUAUGUGUUACCUCAAUUGAAAACAAGAAUGUUCUCCUAGUACAACCUGCUGUGGGAUUGGUAUUGUAUGUCCAUGGAUAAUUUCUUUCUCAGCACGUGUUCCUCAUUAGAGAAAAAUGCUGUUACCUUAAGCUUUGUCAGAUUUACAUUAAAUACUUGUAUGAGGACUGUGAGUUUAUGUUUAAAGAAAAAAAAGUGUUAAAAAAUUCGGUAAUAAAUAUUUCAUUUUGGAUUUCGUA
Molecule: messenger RNA, 3507 nt
Organism: Xenopus tropicalis (tropical clawed frog)
Lineage: Eukaryota; Metazoa; Chordata; Amphibia; Anura; Pipidae
Gene: meis2
Product: Meis homeobox 2
Exons: 13
Coding region: 956-2158 (400 amino acids)
Biological process (GO): regulation of DNA-templated transcription; animal organ development; positive regulation of transcription by RNA polymerase II
Cellular component (GO): nucleus
Molecular function (GO): DNA binding
Source: RefSeq, a predicted model, not a curated record